CAGCACCCCAAUACCGAGAACGAGCAUGUCGGCAUCUCUGAACAAGCGCUCCAGGAAGAGCGAGCCGCAGAAGGAAGGCGAUAUGCGCUCGGUGCGGGAGAAGAAGGAUGAUUCAAUCAUGAAUACGAACGACAGCAGUAUCGUGUCGAAAAGGAGCGUGUCGAGGUUGUACUUUCCAAACGAACCAGACUUUUACCAGCCCUUCGUUCAGAAGUACGUCCGCAGAAAUCCUCUCAUCAACCGCGGCUACUGGCUUCGAAUGCACGCCAUCGAGCAGGUAGUCCGACGGUUCCUCGGGGACACCGACAAGGCAAAAGUAGUUGUGAACCUGGGAUGCGGAUACGAUCCACUGCCCUUUCAAUUCUGGCACAGACAUGCCUCGAUCUCUCAAAAGACUACCUUUGUCGAUGUCGACUACCCGCAGCUUAUCGGUAGAAAGAGAGAUCGCAUUCUGGCUAGUGAUCUUCUGCGCAAUACGCUGCUCGAAACGAACCUACGCCCUUCACAGUCACCCGUGCACCUCCGCAGCGAUCAGUACGUGGCACUCGGUUGCGACCUGCGGGACCUCGGCACCCUCGAGAGGAUUUUGCGCUCUGAAUUCGACAUCUCAUCUUCUUCCAUUCUCUUCCUGGCCGAAGUGUCUUUGACCUACAUGCCGGUGCUGGACUCCGACUCACUCAUCCAGUGGGCAAGCACCCUCGACGACGCUCGAUUCUGCCUGCUAGAGCAGUACCUCCCUCAGGGUCCCGAACACCCCUUCGCACAAACCAUGUUGAGACACUUUGACAAGCUGCAGACACCUAUCCAGGCCGUGAAGCGGUAUCCCUCCCUGAGCCAACAGAUAUCCCGGUUUCAAAAUUCCGGGUGGCCCACAGUGCAGAUUGCUCGCAAUCUCUGGGAUCUGUGGUCCGAUGAUGCCUUUACUCCUCCGGCUGUACGACGUGGGUUAGAUGCGGUCGAACCCUUCGACGAAUGGGAAGAAUAUGCGCUUUUCUCCGCGCACUACUUCCUGCUGCUUGCUUCCAAUGCCGUGUCAGAAAAGCCAAUCGGGGCGUCUAUGGUCGAGGAACCCAACACGAAUGCUCCACGGGUCAACGGCGGUGGUGCUCGGCCCGUCAAGCUAACCCAUUAUGUACCUCCACGACACUCUCUAUUAGACCAACGGCGUUUUGGUGCUGCAUUUUCUCUUGGCCGCGACACUGUUGCCUUCCACGGCGGACAGGGUCCACAGUCUCGACUGGCGAGCAUGGAUGUCAUGGGACGGGAAGCUUCGCCGCCCAAGAUUCAGCCCUGCCCGAGGGCGCCGCCACAAGCACGCAUAUGUCACACAGUCACGCCUAUCAACGAUGCUGCAGCACUGUUGGUGGGCGGCAGGGGAUCGCCAGCCGACGCGCUUGCAGACUGCUGGCUGAUCAAGCAAGAAAUCUGGCAACAAGUGCAUGACCUGACUCCGGCUCGUUUCAGGCAGAGCUCUAUUAGAUUGGCUAUGCCAUCCGGUGGGUCCCAUAUUGAGGGCGUGUUGGUCUUCGGCGGCAAGACGAGCGAUGGCACGGUCCUCGAUGAAUGGACGCUCUGGACACCCUGCGAAGGCUGGCGGACGGUCCCCGUCGACGGUACUUGCCCCUCGCCGCGUUUUGGUGCCGCAAUAUCGUCGAUGGGGGCGGCUGAGGAUCGGGGUUUGCUGGUGGGCGGCAUUGGCCCCAGCGGCGCAGUCCUCGAAGAGAUCUGGGAGUGGCACGUCUCUGCGGCGCCGCACUUACACCUCAAAAUUAUUGACCGCACCAAUGACGUCCGGUACAACACCGCAAUCCCAACAUGCGGACGGUUCGGUGCAAGCCUUGUGCCUUUCGGAAAUGCACUGCUUCUCAUUGGGGGUAUUUCAAAAAAGGAAGUCUGUAGUGCAUCAUCCGACAUCCUGGUGAUUUCUGCCCCCAGCACCACGCUUCAUAUCGACAGCCCGGCGAUUUUGUUGUCCAAUUCAACCUGGCCUCUUCUUGUUGGAGUCGGUGCAGCUGCAGUGUCUCGAGACGAGAUCGUGCUCGCAGGAGGCGGCGCGGUCUGUUUUUCAAUGGGCAGCUUCUGGAACAAGGGUUUCCUCACGAUCACGGAUGAAGCGGCAGAUUUGCCCCCGUGGACAGUUCCCAUGUCUCAGAGCGCCGACGCAGCGAAGGCAGAAGCGCCGCAAGCACUCCUCAGGUUGAACGGCAAAAAGCAAGGGAAGACGAAGAAGGUCGCUGGGCCGAAGCCGGAGACGGUAGCGCGAAUACAGCUGCAUCCAGCAGAGAACUUCGCCGAGCUGCUGGCUGUCGCGAAGCCGGCCAUUAUCGAAGGCUUGGAUGUCGGUCCCUGCACGGAGCUUUGGACUCUGGACUAUCUUCGAAAAAAGAUUGGCGUGGAUCGAGAGGUCGUUAUCCAUGAGUGCUCUUCGGAUCGCAUGACAUUCAAGAACAAGAAUUUCCAAUACGUCAAGAAGCCCUUCAGUGAGUUCGUGGACGGUAUAUCGCGAGGUUCCCAAGCAUACUUGCGCGCCGUGUCAUCAAGCCAGCCAAACAAGUUGCCUACGAAACUCGAAGACGACUUCCCCACCAUCGCCGGAGACUUCGUAUUACCAGAUAUAUUCGGCGACAUGUUAGCUAACGCCCAUAGCUCACCGCUGCGCAUCUCCGGCCCCGUCGCCCUUUGGCUCCAUUAUGACGUCCUGGCUAACGUUCUCUGCCAAAUUCGCGGCGCCAAAACCUUGCACCUCUACCCUCCUGCCGAUGUCAAAUAUCUGUCCUAUCCACCGGGGGGCUCUAGCUCAAACAUCGACGUCCUGACCUCAAAAGACCCUGCGCUCCGCAAUACCCAUCCGCACGUUGCGUCGUUAAAGCCCGGCGACGUUCUCUUCAUCCCACCAAUGUGGAGCCAUACAGCUAUGCCUGAGGAAGGCGUGAGUGUUGCAGUCAACGUAUUCUUCAGGAACUUGGAGACUGGAUAUGCAGCCGGGAGGGACGUGUACGGGAAUCGAGAUCUGCAGGCAUACGAGAAUGGUAGGAGAGACGUUGAGCGUAUCGCUAAAGCGUUCAAGAACGUCCCGGGGGACAUUGCGAGGUUUUAUCUCGACCGGCUAGCUGCUGAGCUGCAGGGGAAAGCGGACGAAGUGGGGAGCCAUAGUGGAUAGUGCGCUUCUGCAGAGCCCAGCAUUCAACUGGUUGUAAAGGGAACUCAUCGCUCUUGUCCAUUUGCGGCCCAUAUCAGCUCGUCUUUUUCACCGUUGCCCUGGGUAAUAGCUGCCCCGAUGCGUAGCGAGUC
Molecule: messenger RNA, 3291 nt
Organism: Trematosphaeria pertusa
Lineage: Eukaryota; Fungi; Ascomycota; Dothideomycetes; Pleosporales; Trematosphaeriaceae
Product: LCM-domain-containing protein
Exons: 4
Coding region: 26-3160 (1044 amino acids)
Biological process (GO): wybutosine biosynthetic process; tRNA methylation
Molecular function (GO): protein binding; tRNA methyltransferase activity
Source: RefSeq, a predicted model, not a curated record